AAUCUAACUAGAUGCGAAAUGUUAUUGUGAAGAUACCUUGAACAUAUCGAUUCUCGAUAUCUAAUACAAUCGAUAUAUAUCGAAGUAACUGUGAUGACGUUAUCGUUUUUGUAUAGUACCAAUAAGUAGCCCGUGAAUAAUUAUUUGCAAGUUGAUUUCAAUUAAUAUCUGCUUAUUUAUUGAUUACAAAAUUCUUUUGUACAAUGGAUACAAGCGGAGGAUCUAAAGAACAAACAACAAAUAAAAAAUCAAACACACAUAAUUCGAGUGACGCGCAAAUGAGAUGGAGGAAACGUCUGGCGGACCUUCGUCUAAAAAGGAAUAAAGCUAGACAAGAAAAUCACAAAGAAGUUAUUGAAGAAGAUAAAAGAAAUAAGCUUCCAGCUAAUUGGGAAUCUAGAAAAAGACAAGCGGAAUGGAUAUUACAAGAUGAAGCUGCCAGGAAAGCUGCAGAAGAGAAAGGAGAAGAUUACGAAAGAAUUAAAUUACUCAACAUAGAUGCAAGAGAAGCUGAGCGAAUAGCGAAAAAAAAGCAAAAUAAGAAAAAUCCAGAUCCAGGAUUUUCUGAUUAUGAACAAGCAGUUGUACGUCAGUAUAAUAGGUUGGUUAAAAAUAUAAAACCUAAUAUGGAGACGUAUGAAGAACUCAAAGAAAAAUUAGGGCCAGCAUUCUAUGGUGAUAAAAAUACAAUUUUACAUGGACUUCACGAAGAUAAGAAAGAAGCAAUUGAUAGGAUGGUCGAUAAUUUGGAAAAACAGAUUGCAAAACGUGAGAAAUAUAGUCGAAGAAGAAUGCACAACGAUGACGCAGAUAUUGACUAUAUUAAUGAACGUAAUGCUAAAUUUAAUGAAAAAUUAGAAAGAUAUUAUGGCGAAUACACACGAGAAACCAAACUUAAUUUGGAACGUGGAACAGCUAUUUAAUUUCUUUUUUCUGUUAAUGAUAUUAUCGAUAUAAAUAUAUAUGCUUUUCUAUUAAUUCUAUUGAUUGAAUUGUUUGACGUAAAUCUUAUGGUUCGUGCGAACCGGUUGUUAAUGAUCAGCAGACAAAAUUAAUUUACUUUUAUAAUGUUUUAGUAUAAAUUUGUAUAGAAAUUUUAACAAUUAUGUGAUUUUCUUUGUGAGUGUAUUAUUUUGUAGAGUUCUAUAAAUACAUUGUAUCAUUCACAAACAAUUAUGUAAAGUUGAAGUUAUUUAUCA
This is a messenger RNA of Polistes dominula (European paper wasp), 1199 nucleotides long. Its product is annotated as pre-mRNA-splicing factor Syf2. Gene Ontology annotation, cellular component: catalytic step 2 spliceosome; Prp19 complex; post-mRNA release spliceosomal complex. NCBI's taxonomy places the organism in Eukaryota, Metazoa, Arthropoda, Insecta, Hymenoptera, Vespidae. The record is from RefSeq and is a predicted model, not a curated record.